AACUCAGGCUCGGCUCAACAGCAAUUGCCCGCACCGCGCCGGAGCUCUCUGGCCUCCGGCAACUUCGCCCAUCGAUUUCGCCGGCGCCCACCGACGCUUCUUCUCCCACCUCCCACGAUUCAAUUGAGUGGGUCGACCGGGGAAGCUUAGCUGAGGGCGGAUACAGACGAUGUGUGAUGUUGAGGAGAUUCCCCGGCUGGUCAAUCCUGAGAAGAGGCCAUGUUUGGAUGGCCAGACACAACUGCAUUCCCCAACAUCGGUGGCAGCCGCGGUAUCCAAGGUUCUCAACGAUGACAACCUUCUCAGGGAGAUCAUCGUCCGUGUCGGCUUUCCCACAACCCUUGUCCGUGCGGCCGUCGUGUGCAAGCGCUGGCUCUACCACAUCUCCGACCGCAAGUUCCUCAGCCGUUUCCGCAAGCUUAACCCACCUCGCCUCCUAGGCACCUACAUCGACAACUGGCCAGUCUCAAAGCAGGAAACCACUCUGCACUUUGUCCCGAUGCUGCCUCAGCCCCCGGAGCUUGCUGCCGUGGUCCGCCGCGUGGCGAGCAACAACAUCGGCGCUCACAAGCAACUAUGGAUCCUGGACUGCCGGAAUGGCAGCAUCUUCGCCAAGCGUUGUGAAGGAGGAGUGAUUGCACAUGAAGUGCACCGCCUGCUGUGCCCUGAGCCAGGCAUGUGCAUCAUACCACCACCCCCAACUGCCCAGGACCCAAUCCAACUAGUUUUCGCUAGAAUCCUCUCCAAAGAAGAAAAUGGCAGCUUGUCCUACCUCCACGUGUUGGCGGAGUGGAUCACGGGGACAACAAAUCUUAUGGUGUGUGUAUAUAUGUUGCAAGAUGGUGUCUGGCGCAUGCAUACCUCGGUCACAGAGCAGAUUCCUGAUCCAGUGUGGUCACCAAAACCUACGCUCGCCGGGAAUAAAAUCUAUAUGGCUGGCCAGUUCAUUGACUAUAUUAUUGUCUUGGAUUUGACGGACUCAAGUUUAUCAAGAAUUCUGCUCCCACAUGGAGUUACGUAUCGCUGGUUUAGCACUGCCCUGUCACAGGCUGAUGAUACUUCCAGUGUAUAUCUCACCCAUCUACAUGUCAGUGAGCUUCAACUUCACAUCUGGCUCCACAAAGGGGACAACUGGUUACUGGUCCAUACCAUCUAUUUGCAUAAAUUGUUGGCUAAUACGGGGAUGCUAGAUCACACGCUUGAGGAUGAUGAGGAUAUUGAUUUUCCCUAUAUAUGCCAGGUGGGGGAUAAUGCUGAGUUUGUGAUCUUGCAAAUGUGUGGAUACGCACUCUAUCUAGAUGUCAAGAGCAAGACACUGUGUAAAGUGGAUGGGAGUGCAGGAAAUGCUCGAUAUUACAGUAAGAUCUAUCCUUUUAUGAUGACCUGGCCUCCCAUAUUCCCUGCGCUCAAGGAUGAUCCUGCAGGAAUGUCAUCAUGUGAAGAAGUAUAACAGGAAGCUUUUGGAUGGUCAGCAACAACGGCAUCGCCAAGGAAGACUCUUCGACUACCAAAAAGGCAAGUGACACACCAAUCAUAAAAGUCC
Messenger RNA from Lolium perenne, 1543 nucleotides. RefSeq lists its product as uncharacterized. The record is from RefSeq and is a predicted model, not a curated record. NCBI's taxonomy places the organism in Eukaryota, Viridiplantae, Streptophyta, Magnoliopsida, Poales, Poaceae. Gene Ontology annotation, molecular function: protein binding.